CUGGGCAGAGGCGCUCCUCACCUCCCAGACGAUGGGCGGCCGGGCAGAGGCACUCCUCACUUCCCAGACGGAGCGGCCGGGCAGAGGCGCUCCUCACUUCCCAGGCAGGGCGGCCAGGCAGAGGUGCUCCUCACAUCCCAGGCAGGGCGGCCAGGCAGAGGCGCUCCUCACUUCCCAGAUGAUGGGCGGCCAGGCAGAGGCACUCCUCACUUCCCAGACGGGGCGGCCGGGCAGAGACGCUCCUCACUUCCCAGACGGGGUGGCCGGGCAGAGGCGCUCCUCACCUCCCAGAUGAUGGGCGGCCGGGCAGAAGCGCUCCUCACAUCCCAGACGGGGCGGCCGGGCAGAGAUGCUCCUCACUUCCCAGACGGGACAGCGGCCGGGCAGAGGUGCUCCUCACUUCCCAGAUGGGGCGGCCGGGCAGAGGUGCUCCUCAGUUCCCAGAUGGGGCGGCCAGGCAGAGGAGCUCCUCACUUCCUAAUAUCUUUGCUUCUGAGUCAGAUGGAUAGCAGGAAAAUGGAAAAACAUCUGGGGGAGAAGCCAGCCCUAAGAAGGGAACCAGAUCAUGAGACAAAAGAAUUGGAAUCCAAGGCCAUGAAGAACUUUUCAGUUGUCAUGGGAUUAGUGGCUAACGAGGUCUUUGGGGGCAUCCCAGUGAUGGCAGAUGAGAGGCUCUUUGUGUGCCUCAACGACUUGGAAGGAGCAAAAUAG
This is a messenger RNA of Symphalangus syndactylus (siamang), 711 nucleotides long. RefSeq lists its product as uncharacterized. NCBI's taxonomy places the organism in Eukaryota, Metazoa, Chordata, Mammalia, Primates, Hylobatidae. The record is from RefSeq and is a predicted model, not a curated record.